Messenger RNA from Rhizophagus irregularis DAOM 181602=DAOM 197198, 1025 nucleotides. RefSeq lists its product as uncharacterized. Gene Ontology annotation, molecular function: MAP kinase kinase kinase activity; ATP binding; magnesium ion binding. The record is from RefSeq and is a predicted model, not a curated record. Gene Ontology annotation, biological process: signal transduction; protein phosphorylation. NCBI's taxonomy places the organism in Eukaryota, Fungi, Glomeromycota, Glomeromycetes, Glomerales, Glomeraceae.
CAUCAAAAAGAAUUAAUUCACAAAGAUUUACAUCCAGGAAAUAUUUUAAAGAAAGCGAAUAAAUUUAUGAUAACUGACCUCGGAUUAUGUCAACCCGCUUACAUUAAACCUAAAAAGGAUGGCGUAUACGGAGUUACACCAUAUUUGGCACCAGAACAUUUACGUGGUAGUCCUCGUUAUACUACUGCGUCUGAUAUCUACGCAUUGGGUAUAAUAAUGUUUGAAAUUAUUUCUGAACGAGAUCCAUACUCAUGUGAUUCUUUACUUGCUUUAAGAAUAUGUGAAGGUCUUAGACCUAAAUUCAAUAUUAAAGUACCACAAUUACUUAUAAAAAUGAUUAAACAAUGUUUAAAUGCAAACUAUUUGGAAAGACCCGUAAUUACUGAAUUAGAGGAAACCUUUGGCAAAUGGUGUACGGAAAUUCAAAAUAAAGAGGAUACGGAAAUCAAUUUACAAAUUAAAGAGGCAGAAGAUCAUAAUAAAAAUUUAUCUCUUACAUCAACUGUAAAAAUUUAUAUUAAUUCUAAUUCACGAGCGUUUUAUUCAACUGGCUAUAUAGAUUUUCAACCAAGGAAUGCCGAUAAUUUUGACGAUGAUGAUUUUUUUUACGAAUCUUCUACAAUAAGUAGCGUGAAAUCCGAAGCACUUGAUUGUAAAAUUAUCUCUGAUGAAGUAAAUUCUGUUGAUUUGUAAAUUACUAAUUAAAAAUGUUAAAAUUUGAAAAAAUUAUCUAAUUAUUUUAUUUUAGGUUUAAAAAUAUAUUUAUUUAUUUAUUUAUUAUUUUAGGAUUAGGAAUUUAUUGUAAAAAAAAAAAAAUUACGCGCGGGCGCGUUGUACUUGUAAAAAAAAAAAAAAAUAAUAAAGAAUUUUGUAUUUAUGUAACUUUCAUUUUAAGACUACUAUUUAAACUCCGUGAAUUAAGUGAUUAUAAUUACAGUAGGACAAAAUUGAAUUUCUUCAUAUUUUUCAAUUUUCGUUACCAGUUUCCCGCGAUCAAAAUUUAUACUGCUCGAGAAAGAUUUUCA